AUGGAGACACGACAGACAAUUAAUAAAUAUGACAGUGAAGAUAAGGAAAAAAGAAAUUUAAAUGAAUUAGUAAAAAACGAGGCACCAAAUAAGCGUAGCAGCAACCGAAAAGAGUUGAAAAGAAACAGUAUGGACACCGAUGACAAGUGUACUGGUUGCAGGUAUAGGCCUAGACCUACGAAUCUGCAAAAGGAAAGCUCAUCCAGUGACAAUGAUUUUGAGCACUCUUUUGUAAGUGAUCUUAAAGCAUGGGGAGUCACAAUUGGCAAAACAAUUGGCGAAGGAUCGUAUUCUAAAGUUAAGAAGGUUUUUAUAAACAGUCUUAAUGCAUCAGCUGCCAUGAAAAUCGUCAGUCGCGAAAAAGUUAAGAAAGAUUUCCUGAAAAAAUUCUUUCCACGCGAAGUACACAUUCUAAAGAAAUUGAACCAUCCGAAUAUUACGAAAUUGCUGGAUAUUAUUUAUUGCCGAGAUAGAAUAUGUCUGGUCAUGGAGUUGGCUCGACGUGGAGACCUUCUAAGAUACAUACAGAAACGGGUUUAUAUUAAAGAGCAGCAAGCAAAGAUCAUAUUUCGUCAGAUUCUACUUGCUGUUCAGUACUUACACACAAAUGGGAUAUUUCAUAGAGAUCUUAAAUGUGAAAAUGUAUUGCUAGAUGAUAACCUUGUGGUGAAAAUAAGUGAUUUUGGAUUUGCACGAGAAUGGAGCGAUGCCAAUAGACUUUGUAAAACGUUCUGUGGAAGUUCGGCGUACGCGUCUCCUGAAGUAAUAAGAGGAAUUCCCUAUGACCCACACGACAGUGACAUCUGGAGUAUAGGUGUCGUUCUUUUCAUUAUGACCACUGGUUCAAUGGCGUACGAUGACAGAGACCUCAAUAAAAUGCUGAAAUUAAUGGACGCAGAAGAAAUUCCAUUUCUGAAAGAACAUCCAAAUUUCCUUUCAAGUGAUGCUGUGAACUUAAUCAAACAAAUACUUCGAAAAGAACCUAAAGAAAGGGCAACCAUCAACCAAAUGCUCAACCACGCAUGGACCCAGUGCAGUGAAGAACCCACCGACAAAAGUUGA
Messenger RNA from Anneissia japonica, 1062 nucleotides. Its product is annotated as testis-specific serine/threonine-protein kinase 1-like. NCBI's taxonomy places the organism in Eukaryota, Metazoa, Echinodermata, Crinoidea, Comatulida, Comatulidae. Gene Ontology annotation, biological process: intracellular signal transduction; microtubule cytoskeleton organization; protein phosphorylation. Gene Ontology annotation, molecular function: protein serine/threonine kinase activity; ATP binding; tau-protein kinase activity. The transcript has 2 exons. The record is from RefSeq and is a predicted model, not a curated record. Gene Ontology annotation, cellular component: cytoplasm. The coding region runs from base 1 to 1062 and encodes 353 amino acids.